Molecule: messenger RNA, 1212 nt
Organism: Gossypium raimondii (Peruvian cotton)
Lineage: Eukaryota; Viridiplantae; Streptophyta; Magnoliopsida; Malvales; Malvaceae
Exons: 3
Coding region: 265-777 (170 amino acids)
Source: RefSeq, a predicted model, not a curated record
GGGAAUCUUUCUCUUUUUAAAGCAAAAAAAGAUUGAUUCUUGGAAGUGAAGUGAGGUUAAAAAAUUUGUAGAAUUUGGAUUCCAUCAUCGUUUUCUUUUUUCCUUUUUUUUUUUCCUUUGCAGAAUAUCUGAAAAUCUGGGUGGUAUUUUUCUUUUACUUUGGGUGGCUUUUUGAAGAAAGUGGUGAUCAAAUUGCCUAUUUGUUGAUUUUGGAUUUUGCUGGGGAUUUGCAUAUUAGAUUGAGCUUUAGUUGAUUAUAUACAUAUGGCUGUGGCUUUUACUCACCUUUCAUGGUGGUUAUGGAGUGGUAAACAUCAAGAACCUAGAAUUGCUAAUGGAUCUUCUUUAAGUUCUUCGCCGGAUUCCGGUUUAUUAGAUUCGGAUAAUCUGAAGUUUCCAUUGGUUAAGAGAGCUAAUAUGGCGUCUUCAUCUAGAAAAGUUAGGAGGAAAUGGCAUAGCCGUGAAGAAAGAAAGAUAGAUAGGGAAUAUGAUGUAGUUAUCGUCCCAUCGGACGGAGGGUGUGUUUCGGGGUCCGAAUCCGAUGGUUCAGAUUACUCCAUUGGAUGGAUGGAACCUCAUGGACCUGGUUUCAACAGUGAUGAUGAAUCAGACAAUAGCUUUGCUGUGUUGGUUCCAUGUUAUGGUCAUAGACAAGAUGAUAUGUUGGAAGAUCCAAAGAACAACCUUUUGGGUGCCAUUGUCAACAUUCCUAACUAUUAUUCUGCUGCAAGCAAAAAUUACGUGGAACAGUGGCUUUCAUCUCUGCAGACUAGCUAAUAUCCCGGACUAUCGAAGAUUCCUUAUGGAUCUUUAUUCUAUUACUCCAUCUGCUGGAAGAACUUGGUCUCGUGUUUCAUCGUCGAUAUAAAUAUUGUAUAAAGGUGCUGUAUAUACUGUAAAACUGAAAUCUGAGCUAUUAUCAACUAACGAGCAGCAAAAAAGGGUAGCUAAGAGACAAACACGAUGUGAAUAUCAGACCAGACAUGUUCUUUUCUGCUGUUUCUUUCGGGAGCUGAAGAUCGGUGUUUGUUCAUUUAUGCGUGUGUGUGAUUCGUUGGGGGACUUCACUUGGAGCAUGAAAGUUGUGUGUGUGUGUGUGCAUUGAAUUCUUUAGUGUAAAUAUGGUUUUUUGUACUUACUAAAAAUCGAACCAGAUUUUAUGCUGUAUUAUUUACUGUAAAUAAUAUGUGAAUAAAGUAUUUUGUAUAUAAA